Molecule: messenger RNA, 472 nt
Organism: Meloidogyne enterolobii
Lineage: Eukaryota; Metazoa; Nematoda; Chromadorea; Rhabditida; Meloidogynidae
Source: the annotation of a GenBank genome assembly
UUGUAUCCGAUAGAAUCUUCUUAAUCUUGUGGGAUAUAAAAUGCAUUCCUAUAACAUUAAAAACCCCAAUCUUUCAGUCGAAUUAAUACACGAGAUUGUUAAUUUUCUUCCAUUUGAUAUCAAGUGGGAGGAUUUUCGAGUCUCUUUAAUUUUCGAUUAUUUACUUUUAAAAAAUCAGCGUCAUUUUAUUAUUCUUUCCAAAUGUGUGAAAAAAAUUAUCAACAUCCUUACACAAAUAAGACAACAAUAUAGUGCGUUCUCAGUUUCUGUUGGUAUGGGCAAUCUGACUUACGAGACUCUUAAUACCAUUAAUGACAGAACCAACUACUCUUUCCAUUUUUUGAAAUUGAUAACGACAACAAUAUUAAAAUAUAAUUUCAAUUAUUUGGCUCAAAUUGACAACUACUCCUGGCCGCCAUCUUAUUUUCCUUUUGCUGUCAUACAAGUGGUAUCAUUAUAUUUUAUUUUAUAA